CUUAAAAAUUUGCAUCAAAUGACAGAGAAACAUCAAACAAUUGAAAAAAUUUUUCAAUCAAACGAAUUUGUGGUUUAUUGAAAAUUUACAAAAAAUUGACUCAGUUCCAGAAAAUGUCUACUAUUGAUACGCCAAGUUAUGCUAUUUCUUCAGAAAAAGACAGUGGUGAUGGCGAGAUAAACCGUUAUAAAUCACUACCUUGUGGAAGUUCCAGCUCUCAGAUGAUAAUAUCAGAAAUAAUGAACGACAUUGUAGACAACGCAUUUGAAGUAAUUGUGGCUAAAAACUUUCAGCAGCCCCCUAAACCAGAAAAGAUAACACCAAACGUCGUAGGUGACAUUAUAGACAACAUUUUGUCACCUUCCUCAAAUACAAAUGCGUCAAAUGAAAAUUACCGGCAAGACGAAACAGCUCUUCUCGAUGACGAAAUCAAACGAAUUAUAAAAGAAAUGAAAUACCCUUCUGAUCAAAAAAGCCCAAUUUGUACGCAAGGUGUUGGUGAUCAACUCGGUGACAAAUCAAAAGUAGCUCCCGACAAAAUUGUCUCAGAACCCGUCAAAAGAAACACACUAGAACGUAAAAAUCGACUAACUAAUCUUGUAAGACACUCUAAACAGAUGUUGGCCAAACUUGUAACAAACGAAACCGAAAGUGAUGUACGAAUGACCAAAUCUGAGGAAAUUCACGAAAAACUUCUAAAGGUUAUUGACCUUGAAGGAAAUGAACACAAGAAUUUUGCAGAAGGCGGUAGUAGUAGUGCUACUGGUAUUUUGAGAAUGCCGCCGGAAUCGUCGAUGAAUAUGGUCGAUUUAGAACCGAGUAUUUCACAAGUAGAUGAUGAUAUUAAUACGGAAACUGCUAAAAACGAAGAAGAUUUUAGAAGUGAUGAUAAAAAAUUUAGCAGUGUCAGCAAGAAAAAAUGGAAUUUUGGAACAAAAAUAAUGAAGUAUUUUAAAAGAAAUAAAGACAGCAAAAGAGAAUAGUGUUAAACAAAGCAUUCGAUCCAUGUAAAACAAAUAUGUGUACCCUUUUUCAUUCUAUUCUACUAAUAAAUUACUGACUACAUGUCAAUCGCACUUUCGUUUAAAACAAGGAUCAUAUGCUUUAAUGUUAAUUAAUCAAAUUUUACAUUUUUUUAUUAAGUUUUCUUGUAAUGAUUUUUUAAUAAAUUUUUGGCAAAGGAA
Molecule: messenger RNA, 1184 nt
Organism: Tribolium madens (black flour beetle)
Lineage: Eukaryota; Metazoa; Arthropoda; Insecta; Coleoptera; Tenebrionidae
Exons: 3
Coding region: 114-983 (289 amino acids)
Source: RefSeq, a predicted model, not a curated record